Saccoglossus kowalevskii is the source of this 1313-nucleotide messenger RNA. Its product is annotated as COP9 signalosome complex subunit 7b-like. The record is from RefSeq and is a predicted model, not a curated record. Gene Ontology annotation, biological process: COP9 signalosome assembly. NCBI's taxonomy places the organism in Eukaryota, Metazoa, Hemichordata, Enteropneusta, Harrimaniidae. Gene Ontology annotation, cellular component: COP9 signalosome.
GCAUGACAUACAUACUCGGAAGUUGAUUUUAGAGCUGUAAAAAAAAUAAAACAACGGGUACGACGAACGCAUUUUUUCUGUAUCUUAUACCCUGCCUUAUACAGCAUAGUGUAUAAUGUCUGAAUUGAAACAACAACAGCAAGUUGGUUCCAAUCAUCCUCUAGAGCAGUUCAUCUUAUUGGCCAAGUCCGCUAAAGGUGCUGCUGUAGUUGCGCUUAUUAAGCAGGUAUUGGAAGCUCCUGGUGUAUAUGUGUUUGGUGAACUACUUGAAAUGCCACAUAUACAAGAGUUGGCGGAUGGUCCCAAUGCGUCAUAUUUGAAUGUGUUGAAUUUAUUUGCGUUUGGUACAUAUAAUGAAUACAUAGCUACUACGUCUAAAUAUCCUGAGUUGACCGUUGUACAGAAAGCAAAGUUACGUCAUCUUACCAUCGUAUCACUUGCUGCAAAAACUAAGUGUAUCUCAUACUCUAUACUUCUUAAAGAACUGGAUUUGAAAAAUGUCCGUGAAUUGGAGGAUUUAAUCAUUGAUUGUAUUUACGCUGAUGUAAUCCGUGCUAAGCUUGAUCAAAACAAUCAACAAUUGGAAGUAGAUUACGCCAUCGGUAGAGACAUUAGACCUGAAAAUAUUUCUCAUAUUGUUAAAGUUCUCGGUGAAUGGUGUGAUGGAUGUGAGACGGUGCUCAGCGGGAUAGAACAACAAAUAACGCAUGCCAAUACGUAUAAAGAAAACUGUAUUAAAACAAAGCAAAGAAUUGAAACUGAGGUUGGAAACAUAAAAAAGACACUGAAAGCCACAUCGGCUGAUAUUGACGAUCAACAUAUGAGCACAGACUCUAGGGAAGUUGAACCACAACCCCAAAAAGCAACAAAGAAGACGUCUAAAGUGAAAGGACUUCGAGGAAGUGGAAAAUUUUGGCAGAAAUCAUCGCAGAGUUGAAAAAAAUAUAUAUAUCGGUACUUUUAGGAACCCUGCAAACUUGAUAAUGGAGGGAAGACAAGGGGGGGGGGGGCAUCGCUUUAUUUUGUACAUGCUAAUUUCAUGUAGUAUUUGCCAGUCACUUUCUUGAUUUUUCUUGUUUAGAUUAUGUUAGCUAUGUUGUCAAUCUGAAACUAAACAUUCUCAAAAUAUAACUCUUUUCAUGUAAUUCUUCCAGCCAGUAAUUGAGAGUACGACUCUUAAACAAGUAUGCUGUAUUACAUACAGGUUCCACACAACUUGUUGUGCAGUGACUUUGUGUGCUACAACACACCUCAAAACAAAUUGAUAGCAGUAACAUGCAAACAAUAUAUACAUUAAGUUCAUUUAUUGCGAC